Triticum turgidum subsp. durum (durum wheat) is the source of this 705-nucleotide messenger RNA. NCBI's taxonomy places the organism in Eukaryota, Viridiplantae, Streptophyta, Magnoliopsida, Poales, Poaceae. The record is from the annotation of a GenBank genome assembly.
AUGGUAGACGCACCUGAUAGUGUUUGGGCAAGCUUUACUGCUCGUACGAACAGCAAGGAUGCUCUCCAAUGGAAAGAAAGAUCAUUUCCCUUUUAUGAAGAAUUAGCUCCACUCUAUGAAGGUCGUUAUGCUGAAGGGAGAACUCGCCAAGGCAUGGACCAUUAUACUAGCAAGAGGAAGUAUGCACCAGUUCCCUUGUCACAGUUGACACCGAUGGCUGAUCUCGAUCAAUCACCAUCACCUACUAUGCCGGUUACUGGUGAGUCGGACAUGCGGUUUACUUUAGAUGAAGAACUUGAGGAAACCAACUUGGAUUCUCCCCCGCAUCUAUCUACACCUAUUCAGCAUGUGCAAGCCCCUCCAAGAUCCACACAAAUGGAGAAACAUGACACUAGGCGUGGGAAAAAACAGAAGCGUAGUGCUACUGAUGACUUCCAUGAGAAGUAUUUAAAACUGAAGAAGGAAGAAAUUGAUCGAUUUGCUGCCAUUGAGGAAAAGAAGCUAGAGGACCCCUACAGCAUCAACAAGUGUAUCACAACAAUUGAAGGCUUGGAAGGUCUACAACUAGGAGAUAUGCUGAUGGCAUCAGAUAUCUUCAAAUGUAAGGAGAACAGGGAAGUUUUCUUGUCCUACUCUACUAAUGAACUACGGUUGGCUUGGCUUAAAAGAGAGAUUGCACGUGCCCAAAAAAAUGAUCAAAAUUAG